UGAGACGGAAGAGAAAGCGCUAGAUAAGGGCGUGGGGAAAGAAGGCUGACGCGAAUGACGUGGCAGCCUGGAGCAGUCCGAGCUGAGCUGCCAAAUCUCCGUGCACAAAAACACAGCCUCGGCUUGACGGGUGGUGGCCCUUCUCGGUGCAAAGACAGAGGUCCAAAUUCCUAAUCAAAAUGGAAGUAAAUCCAUGCAAAAUUCAAGUUCUUCUGCAAGCUGCCGAAUUCUUGGAAAGAAGGGAAAGAGAAGCCGAGCAUGGCUACGCUUCAGUCCAUCCGUUCAGUAAAACGACAGAAAAAAGAAGCAAAUCGAAAAUUAGGAAGGGUUCAGCUGGGAACAGUAGGUCAGUUCACAAUGAGCUGGAAAAGCACAGACGAGCUCAGUUGCGGCACUGUUUGGAGCAGUUGAAAAAACAGGUCCCACUGUCCUCGGACACUACAAGGAAUACCACUCUGAAUUUGCUUAGGCGGGCAGAGAUGCACAUAAAGAAGUUGCAGGAGCAGGACGAGAGGGCCGAGGUGCUGAAGGACCGGCUGCGCUGGGAGCAGCAGGAGCUACGUGUGCGUUUGCAGCAGCUGCAGGGUGGCAUGGAGCGGAUGCGCAACGACAGCCUGGGCUCGGCCAUGUCCUCCGAAAGAUCCGACUCGGACAGAGAGGAUGUGGAGAUUGAUGUCGAGAGCAUGGUUUGGACUUUGGACUCUGACGGUCUGGGCGCAACGCACACCGGCGCCGAUCAUAGUUAUUCCACUUCUGACUGUGCCUGGUUAUGACGACCAUAAAACUGCUAUUAUGAAUCGCUGAAACAUUCCAAAACUGUAUCAGUAGGUCGAGAGAAAAACAACAAAAACAAAGAGGCCUCAUACCAAAAAUAUGACUGUUUGCCACAGGAACACACUGCUGCCAUUUUAUAACCAUCAGACUCAGGCUGUUUGCAAGCAUGACUGUAUUUUUGGUAACAGAUGAUAUUUUUAUGACGUGGUGCUUUAGAUACACAGUGAUUAAUGGAGGUAUGACAAGUUUGGUCAUGUAUUUUAUUCUUAAUGUCCUUGUCAUUCUUCUUUGAGCUUCUUGAAGCUUCUUUAAGUCAGGGUGAUCCUGCAGUGUAUAUACUUGCUCGCACUUAGACCUUUCACUUAUUUAACAAAUGUUGCGCUCUAAUUUUGAUAUGUUGCACAAAGCAGUUGCAUCAGCACUUAACUUCACAUCGAUCCUAUUUAGGAGUUGUUCUUGAAUCGCUUAUGGUGAGAUUUCCAUGUUAAUUGCAGAUCAUGUUCAUAUCAGUGUUUUUUUUUUUUUUUUUUUUUUUUUUAAUAUAUAAGCUUUUCUCUUUUGAAAGAUGCAAGAAUACACUUAUGGACAUGUAUUCUGUGCAGCAAGUGAUGAAACUGUCUUAAAUUGUUUUUGUUUUUUUCGAGUAAAAAAUUGUUUUCUAGUAAAAAUGGAACUCUAACACUUAAAAUGAACAUAGCUAAAUUUCACAAAUAGCUUAAUAAAAGGUUAGUGGAGAACUUUCCAAAAAAAAUGCCAUUGCUACAAAUAUCAUUUAGUAUUGAUCAGCUGGCAUGAUCUCAUUUGCCUUAACAGCAGCUUCCUUCAGCAGUGGCAUGUUUAAGUCAAGUAUUUCUUGACUGAUCUGGAUGUGUUUAAGGAACUUGGUUUAUGCCUUAUAAAAAAAACGACAAAAUACUUGUUUCCUGCACUAGUAGUACUUAGAUAAGUUAAUUCUAGGUGCCAUUCAGAUUGAUUUUUCUAAAAAUGACACAAAAGCAGUGUAUUUUAGUUGAUAAAUGUAGAUUUUAUAGUAAGCAUUUCCCUGCUUUAAAAUGUAGUUGCUAGGCUUCACCUGGAAGGUGUCUUUAUAAUUAGGACUCUUUUUAAUGUGUAUGUGCAACGAAAUAUUAGCACUUCUGCUGAACCAGGCAUUUAUGCAAUUUAAUUAAUGUUCAGUUAUUCAUUGUAAAUAUACACAGCUAAAUAGUACACUGUAUAUGUGAUUGUGAACACCAAAAGCCUUAUUUUUUUUGUAUGCCUUUGGAACACCAUCACUUUUGUAUUUAUCUGGCCUUUGUGUAUUCGUAUGUAGCAUUUUCUUACCAAUGUAAACCUUUUUUGUACAAAUAAAUAUUUUAUGUAUUUAACUCAA
This is a messenger RNA of Silurus meridionalis, 2146 nucleotides long. RefSeq names its product MAX dimerization protein 3 (gene mxd3). The transcript has 6 exons. Gene Ontology annotation, biological process: regulation of transcription by RNA polymerase II. The coding region runs from base 180 to 773 and encodes 197 amino acids. NCBI's taxonomy places the organism in Eukaryota, Metazoa, Chordata, Actinopteri, Siluriformes, Siluridae. The record is from RefSeq and is a predicted model, not a curated record. Gene Ontology annotation, molecular function: protein dimerization activity; RNA polymerase II cis-regulatory region sequence-specific DNA binding; DNA-binding transcription factor activity, RNA polymerase II-specific.